Nyctereutes procyonoides (raccoon dog) is the source of this 1917-nucleotide messenger RNA. RefSeq names its product CCR4-NOT transcription complex subunit 9 (gene CNOT9). Gene Ontology annotation, biological process: negative regulation of translation; mRNA catabolic process. Gene Ontology annotation, cellular component: P-body; CCR4-NOT complex; CCR4-NOT core complex. The record is from RefSeq and is a predicted model, not a curated record. The transcript has 8 exons. Bases 402 to 1301 code for a protein of 299 amino acids. NCBI's taxonomy places the organism in Eukaryota, Metazoa, Chordata, Mammalia, Carnivora, Canidae.
CGGUCGGGCAUGCGCACUACGUGUCCUCCGAGGCCGCCCGGCUUUUCCCGCCCUUCACUGGCCUCCGGAGGAGAGUCAGAGUUCACGCCCCUGUCUGGGGAAUACCUGCGCACAAGCCAGAGGAUGCGGGGACUAGUAGGUGGCAGACGUCCUUCUGGCUCAGAAUCUUAAGGGGUAAAGGACACACUCUGGGACUCUCAACUCCGCCGAGAGCCAGGAGGCGGGAAGAGGUGUGUGGGCGGGGUCAGGGGUGAAAGGUCAUAGGGCCGCGAAGGGGGCGGAGCGAACCGGAGGCGGAUGGCGGCUGCGGCGGCUCUUCAUCUUUGGCGGCAGAGUCACUGAAGCGGGGACGCGGCUCCGGCGCGUCCGGCAGCGGGAGAAGAGCGGCGGCCGCUCCCAACAUGCACAGCCUGGCGACCGCUGCGCCUGUGCCUACUGCACUGGCUCAAGUAGAUAGAGAAAAAAUCUAUCAGUGGAUCAAUGAGCUGUCCAGUCCUGAGACAAGGGAAAAUGCUCUGCUGGAGCUGAGUAAGAAGCGAGAAUCUGUUCCUGACCUUGCACCCAUGCUGUGGCAUUCAUUUGGUACUAUUGCAGCACUUUUACAGGAAAUUGUAAAUAUUUAUCCAUCUAUCAACCCACCCACCUUGACAGCACACCAAUCUAACAGAGUUUGCAAUGCUCUGGCAUUACUGCAAUGUGUGGCAUCACACCCAGAAACCAGGUCAGCAUUUCUUGCAGCACACAUCCCACUUUUUUUGUACCCCUUUUUGCACACUGUCAGCAAAACACGACCCUUUGAAUAUCUUCGGCUAACCAGUCUUGGAGUUAUUGGGGCCUUAGUGAAAACAGAUGAGCAAGAAGUAAUCAACUUUUUAUUGACAACAGAAAUUAUCCCUUUGUGUUUGCGCAUUAUGGAAUCUGGAAGUGAACUUUCUAAAACGGUUGCCACAUUCAUCCUCCAGAAGAUCCUCUUAGAUGACACAGGUUUGGCAUAUAUAUGUCAGACAUACGAGCGUUUCUCCCAUGUUGCCAUGAUUUUGGGUAAGAUGGUCCUGCAGCUAUCCAAAGAGCCUUCUGCCCGUCUGUUGAAGCAUGUAGUGAGGUGUUACCUUCGACUCUCAGAUAAUCCCAGGGCACGUGAAGCGCUCAGGCAGUGCCUCCCUGAUCAGCUGAAGGACACCACCUUCGCCCAGGUGCUAAAAGAUGACACCACCACGAAACGCUGGCUGGCACAACUGGUGAAGAACCUGCAAGAGGGCCAGGUCACCGAUCCCCGGGGGAUCCCCCUGCCCCCUCAGUGAUCCUUCCCCACCCCCUUCUCCUGCUCCCCUGAGUUGGGGAAGGGAGGGGGAACCUGGAGGAAAACAGCUCAGGUUUUACCGCCGACCGGGAAUAGACAACCUCAAUGCUGAACUGCACUGGAGAAGAGAGGGGCAAGCUCAUCCCGCUGAGGUGUACGGGCUACCGUCUCAGGCCGCCUCUGGGACCUGGGCUCCCUCCACCACUCCCAGGAGGGAGAUGGGCUCCUGACACCGCAGUCUGCCACCGCAGCUCCAGGAGGCUGUCAACACCAGCAAAUGCUGUGUCCGCAGCAUGCCCAAGAUGGCCCCUCUCCCCCACCCGUACCAGCUGCUGGCGGGGAGGGAGACGUGCUGGUGGCAGCACUCUAGGCAUGCUGAACACCUGGGACCAAGACAAGCCGUGUGGCGGUCUUUUCUUUUGCCUUCCUGGAAGACUCAAGAUGUGUCUCUUCAUCCUCUCUCUCAGUAUUUGUUUACUUUGAUCUUUUGUUUUUAAUGUCAGAGAGAGGCGUGUUUAGUGGACACAAGCUGUAAUACUCAGCAAAACUUUGUCAAUUGGCACUGUUUACAAGUCUGUUAGCUGCAUAAGCUUAAUAAAAAGUUGGUCUGGGCAUUA